ACAAUGGCUGACAUUAAAUGUCAUAAUCGCUCGAGUUGCGCAAGGGUUGUUUUAGAUAUCAAUUAUAAUUCAACAAAAUGACGAUAUUAAACGUAAUGAGGCAUAGUUCUACUCUUAGAGUUUUCAAUGUCUUCAAAGAGCAAGUGCUCUUCAUGUCAUCAAAACCCCUGGUGGGUCAUAAAGCCCUUGAAAAAAUUAGAAACAUUGGUAUAUCAGCACAUAUCGAUUCUGGAAAAACUACAUUAACAGAACGUAUAUUAUUCUACACAGGGCGAAUUAGUGAAAUGCAUGAAGUUAAAGGAAAAGACAAUGUUGGUGCUACAAUGGAUUCUAUGGAGCUUGAACGGCAGAGAGGCAUCACAAUUCAGUCUGCAGCAACCUACACUAUUUGGAAAGAUCACAAUAUAAACAUUAUUGAUACACCAGGUCAUGUUGAUUUUACAGUAGAAGUGGAAAGAGCUUUGAGAGUCCUUGAUGGAGCUAUUUUAGUUUUAUGUGCUGUCGGAGGUGUACAAUCACAAACACUUACCGUUAACCGGCAAAUGAAACGAUAUAAUGUACCUUGUUUGGCAUUUAUUAAUAAACUUGAUCGUACUGGAGCUAAUCCUCUAAGAGUAUUAAAACAACUCAGGUCAAAGUUAAAUCAUCAUGCUGCAUUAAUUCAACUACCCAUUGGUACAGAAUCAGAAUGUAAGGGGAUCAUCGAUUUAGUUUCACAGGAGGCUAUUUACUUUGAAGGAAAUUUUGGGGAAAAUAUAAGAAUUGAUAAAAUCCCUAAUGAUUUGAGAGCAGAAGCUGAUGAAAAGCGACAAGAACUAAUAGAGCAUUUAUCAAAUGUUGAUGAACAAUUGGGUGAACUGUUUUUAGAAGAAAAAACUCCUACAAAGGAAGAUAUUAUGGGAGCCAUUAGAAGAUCAUGCUUAAAACGAACUUUUACUCCUGUUUUAAUGGGUACGGCACUGAAAAACAAAGGAGUCCAAACACUAUUGGAUGCUGUGUUGCAAUAUUUACCAAAUCCAGGAGAGGUUGAAAAUAUAGCAUUAAAAGAAAAAAACAAUCAAGAAUGUGAAACCGUUAUUAUGAAUCCAGCUCGUAAUGAUUUAAAUCCAUUUAUUUCUUUAGCAUUUAAAUUAGAGGCUGGACGGUUUGGACAGCUCACUUACAUGAGAUGCUAUCAAGGAAUGUUGAAAAAGGGUGAUAGCAUAUUCAAUGUUCGUACAGGUAAAAAAGUUCGAGUUGUGCGUUUAGUUAGAAUGCAUUCUAAUAAUAUGGAAGAUGUCAAUGAAGUGUUUGCUGGAGAUAUCUUUGCUUUGUUUGGUGUUGAUUGUGCCAGUGGAGAUACUUUUGUUACUGAUAUGAAACAUCAGCUAUCAAUGGAAUCUAUAUUUGUGCCUGACCCAGUUGUUUCAAUGUCUAUCAAACCAGCAAAUACAAAAGAUCGAGAUAAUUUUUCAAAAGCUAUAGCUAGAUUCACUAAAGAAGACCCCACAUUCCAGUUUUAUUAUGAUGCGGAUAAUAAAGAGACAAUUGUUUCUGGAAUGGGUGAGCUUCAUCUUGAAAUUUAUGCUCAAAGAAUGGAACGAGAAUAUGGAUGCCCAGUAUUAUUAGGUAAACCAAAAGUAGCUUUCAGAGAAACAUUAGUAGCUCCAUGUGAGUUUGAUUACUUGCACAAAAAACAGUCUGGGGGUGCUGGACAAUAUGCUCAUGUUACAGGACUCAUUGAACCAUUACCUUCACAUCAGAAUACUUCUACUGAAUUUGUGGAUAAAACAGUGGGAACUAACGUGCCGAAACAAUUUGUUCCUGGUGUAGAAAAGGGUUUCCGAAUAAUGACUGAAAAAGGUUUAUUAUCUGGGCACAGAAUUGCUGGUGUCAAAUUCAUAUUAAUAGACGGUGGUCAUCAUAUAGUUGACUCAAGCGAAUUAGCAUUCAAUUUAGCAGCUCAAGGAGCUGUUAAACAAG
Ctenocephalides felis (cat flea) is the source of this 1962-nucleotide messenger RNA. RefSeq names its product elongation factor G, mitochondrial (gene mEFG1). Gene Ontology annotation, biological process: mitochondrial translational elongation. Gene Ontology annotation, molecular function: GTPase activity; GTP binding; translation elongation factor activity. Gene Ontology annotation, cellular component: mitochondrion. The record is from RefSeq and is a predicted model, not a curated record. NCBI's taxonomy places the organism in Eukaryota, Metazoa, Arthropoda, Insecta, Siphonaptera, Pulicidae.